Messenger RNA from Brassica oleracea var. oleracea, 1677 nucleotides. Its product is annotated as phosphoglycerate kinase 1, chloroplastic. Gene Ontology annotation, cellular component: cytosol. The transcript is spliced from 5 exons. NCBI's taxonomy places the organism in Eukaryota, Viridiplantae, Streptophyta, Magnoliopsida, Brassicales, Brassicaceae. Gene Ontology annotation, molecular function: ADP binding; phosphoglycerate kinase activity; ATP binding. The coding region runs from base 81 to 1514 and encodes 477 amino acids. The record is from RefSeq and is a predicted model, not a curated record. Gene Ontology annotation, biological process: gluconeogenesis; glycolytic process.
AUCUCCUACAGAAGAUUGUGAGUCACACUCUCUCUCAUUGUCCCAUAUCUCGUGAUCCUCUUCUCUCCUCUAAACUCAACAUGUCAUCCGCCGCCGCAAGUCCAGCUCUUUCACUCCUCAAGUCAACCGGCGGCGUUGCUUCAUCCGCCGCAACUCGAGCACGCGCCACCCUUCUACCCAUCACCUCCAAAUCCAAAUCCAUCUCCACGCGUCCUCUCGGCUUCUCCGCCGUCCUCGACUCCCGUUUCACCGUCCAUGUCGCCUCAAAGGUUCAGUCUUUCCGCGGCAAAGGCACCAGAGGAGUAGUCUCCAUGGCCAAGAAGAGCGUCGGAGACUUGACCUCUGCUGAUUUGAAAGGGAAGAAGGUUUUCGUGAGAGCUGAUCUCAAUGUACCUCUCGAUGACAAUCAGACAAUCACUGACGAUACGAGAAUCCGUGCCGCCAUUCCCACAAUCAAGUACUUGAUCGACAAUGGCGCUAAAGUCAUCCUCUCCACUCAUCUGGGAAGGCCAAAGGGAGUCACACCAAAGUUCAGUUUAGCUCCCCUUGUCCCUAGACUCUCUGAGCUUCUUGGUAUUGAGGUCAAGAAAGCUGACGACUGUAUUGGUCCUGAAGUUGAGAGCUUGGUGGGUUCUCUUCCUGAAGGUGGAGUUUUGCUUCUUGAGAACGUCAGGUUUUACCAGGAGGAAGAGAAGAACGAUCCAGAGUUCGCUAAGAAGCUUGCUUCGCUUGCUGAUCUUUAUGUCAAUGAUGCUUUUGGAACUGCUCACAGAGCUCAUGCUUCCACUGAGGGUGUCACUAAGUUCUUGAAACCUUCCGUUGCUGGUUUCCUUCUGCAAAAGGAGCUUGAUUACCUUGUGGGAGCGGUUUCGAGCCCAAAGAGACCAUUUGCAGCCAUAGUGGGUGGUUCCAAGGUCUCGUCCAAGAUUGGAGUUAUUGAAUCGCUUCUUGAGAAGUGUGAUAUCCUUCUUCUUGGUGGUGGGAUGAUCUUUACAUUCUACAAGGCGCAAGGUCUUUCUGUUGGCUCGUCCCUUGUUGAAGAAGACAAACUCGAACUGGCUACAUCUCUCCUUGCCAAAGCUAAGGCCAAAGGCGUCUCUCUUUUGUUGCCGACCGAUGUUGUGGUUGCUGACAAGUUCGCUCCUGAUGCAAACAGCAAGGUUGUGUCUGCAUCAGGCAUUGAGGACGGAUGGAUGGGACUGGACAUCGGUCCAGACUCGAUAAAAACAUUCAACGAAGCUCUGGACACAACACAGACAGUCAUUUGGAAUGGACCUAUGGGAGUUUUCGAGAUGGAGAAGUUUGCUGCUGGAACAGAGGCCAUUGCGAAUAAACUAGCAGAGCUAAGUGAAAAAGGAGUGACAACGAUAAUAGGAGGAGGAGACUCAGUGGCUGCAGUGGAGAAAGUAGGAGUUGCAGGAGUCAUGAGUCACAUCUCCACUGGUGGUGGAGCCAGCUUGGAGCUCUUGGAAGGCAAAGUACUUCCCGGUGUGAUCGCUCUUGAUGAAGCUUAAUAGAAACUCAGAACAUUUUGAUGAGGCAAACUAUGUAUAACCAUUGAGUUUCUUUUGCUGCAAAUCUAUGUAUUCAAGACUUUUUGACUUUAUAUUCAAUAAGGGGAGUGUAUUAUUAAAGUGAGAGUUUGUUUUUUGUAUUAAAAUAUCAAUUUCACCAUUU